AUGGACAUCCCGCCGCUGGCCGGCAAGAUUGCGGCUGUGUCGCUCGGCGCCCUCCCGGUGUCCUACGUGCUCAACCACGUCUCAGCGCUCUCGCACCCCCUGUGGGUGGCAUUGAUGAGCACCUUGAUCCUGGGUCUGCUCUUUGUGGCCAUCUACGUCUUGUCUGGUAGCGAGAUCUCCUAUGAUCCGCUCUAUGCUGUCUUUGCAAUCUUUGCCUUCACCUCCGUGGUGGACCUCAUCAUCGCUCUCCAGGAAGAUGGCUACGUGGUGGGCUUCAUGGAGUUCUAUACCAAGGAGGGUGAGCCAUACCUGCGCACAUCGCAUGGAAUCUUCAUCUGCUACUGGGAUGGCACGGUUCACUACCUCCUCUACCUGGCCAUGGCAGGUGCCAUCCAUAAAAGAAAGAGAUACCGGAAUCUUGGACUCUACUGGCUGGGUUCCUUCGCCAUGAGCAUCCUGGUGUUCCUCCCAGGAAACAUUCUUGGCAAAUACAGCUCAGAGCUUAGACCCGCCUUCUUCCUUGCCAUCCUCUACCUGCUGGUGCCGUGCUGGGCUGGCAGGAGGGUCUUCAGCCAGUCUCGGGCACCAACCUUCUGUACGCCCAACAUGGUGCAGGAAGAGCAACGAAAGGGCCUUCUGCAGCGCCCUGCUGACCUGGCCCUCGUCAUAUACCUCUUCCUUGCUGCAUUUUUCACCCUUUUCCGGGGCCUGGUGGUGCUUGACUGCCCCACGGAUGCCUGCUUUGUUUACAUCUACCAGUAUGAGCCAUACCUGCGGGAUCCCGUGGCCUAUCCAAAGGUGCAGAUGCUGAUGUAUAUGUUCUACAUUCUGCCCUUCUACGGCCUGGCCACCUAUGCCCUCACCUUCCCCGGUUGCUCCUGGCUGCCUGACUGGGCCUUGGUGUUUGCUGGAGCCAUUGGCCAGGCACAGUUCUCACACAUGGGCGCUUCCAUGCACCUGCGCACACCCUUCACCUACCGUGUGCCAGAGGAUGCCUGGGCCUGCGUCUUCCUGUGCAAUCUACUGUAUGCUCUGGGUCCUCAUCUGCUGGCCUACCGCUGCCUGCGCUGGCCAGCCUUCUUCUUGGACCCACCACCCCCAGAUGCCCUGGCCCACAAGAAGCAGCAAUGA
Messenger RNA from Marmota flaviventris (yellow-bellied marmot), 1131 nucleotides. It is a transcript of the gene Tm6sf2, whose product is annotated as transmembrane 6 superfamily member 2. NCBI's taxonomy places the organism in Eukaryota, Metazoa, Chordata, Mammalia, Rodentia, Sciuridae. Gene Ontology annotation, cellular component: endoplasmic reticulum membrane; endoplasmic reticulum-Golgi intermediate compartment membrane. Gene Ontology annotation, biological process: regulation of lipid metabolic process; lipid homeostasis. The record is from RefSeq and is a predicted model, not a curated record.